Molecule: messenger RNA, 10142 nt
Organism: Scylla paramamosain (green mud crab)
Lineage: Eukaryota; Metazoa; Arthropoda; Malacostraca; Decapoda; Portunidae
Gene: qvr
Product: protein quiver-like
Exons: 6
Coding region: 187-795 (202 amino acids)
Biological process (GO): sleep; positive regulation of voltage-gated potassium channel activity; regulation of synaptic transmission, cholinergic
Source: RefSeq, a predicted model, not a curated record
UCCCUUAACAGUUCGAGCUGAGACCUGGGAGGGUGCACGCUGGCUCUCUCCCACUCUCACCUCCCCUUACGUUGACGCUCAUUCACUCCGGGUGGCCGAGGACUGUGGGCGGCUGCUCCACUAUGCUGUGAGUCUGGUGGGCGCUGGGCAAGGCGGCGCCAGGAUCAGGGUGGGCGCGAGGGCGUGAUGGCAACCUGGCAGACUCCUCCACGUGACGCCCCUACACGCCGGGUCGCCAUGGGUGCUGCGGGCGCUUCUCUGCCGGGCUUUACCGUGGCUCUAGUGUUGUUGCUCGCCUGCACCACGGUCAGGGGUGAGGAGGAGUGCAGCAGCGAGAACCUGACUCAGAUGUUAAUGUCGAGAGGUAAUGUGCUCUGCUAUGAGUGUUCCUCGUGGACCAACCCGCUGUGUGACGAUCCGUUUAACUUCACUCUCUCCCGCAAGAAAGGACCGCCCAUUGAGAAGUGUGACGGAUGCUGCGUCAAGCUGGUGCAACACAUUGGGACCCCCUACGCGUCCAUCAGGCGGACAUGCACGGAGAAACUGCAGAUCAACCUCUUUAUGGUGGACCACGUGUGCAUGAUGGAAAGUAGUGGUCACGGUCACAUGUGCUUUUGUGAGGAGGAUCUGUGUAAUGCAGCCCCACCCUCCUCCCUCCUCCCAAGCCCUCUCCUCCUCCUGGCCCUCCUCCUCAGCCCGCUCCUCCUCCUCCACCACCACAACUACAACCUCCAUUUCUUCCUAUCUGCCACUCACUCCUACUCCCACCACAACCGACCCUUUGUUGCCAGAUAAGUUUGUGUUUGGUUCUGUUUUGUUAUGUUGUGGUUAUGUUACUCUUUUGUUCGUUUUUGUGUGAUUUUUUUUUUCUUCAUGUUUUUGUGUUUUUAGUUUGUGUUUAAUUAGUUGAUUAAGUUAAUUGUCUUUUUCAGCUGCUAUUCAGUGGGCAGUUUGUAUUUUUUUCCUUGCUUUAUUUCAGUUACGUAAUUUUUGUAGCAUUUCAUUUUUCAAGACUUUUUUUCACAUAUGAUUUCUUCUUCUUCUUCUUCUUCUUCUUCCUUUUCCUUCUCCUUCUCCUUCUCCUCCUUCUCCACAGACGUGUUGGAGGAAGGUUUGUUUUGGUUGCCAGGAUGAUCCCUCCAGUCUCUCCUUCCUGACUUUCCCUCUUCAAGCUUUCCUCCUCCUCUUCCUCCUCCUCGUCUCAACCUCCUCUUCUUCCCCUCUCUUCUCAAGUUCCUCGUAAGUUCAACACUCUCGUAAGAUUGUAAAGUUUAUCCCCUUCUUCUUCUUCUUCUUCUUCUUCUUCUUCUUCUUCUUCUUCUUCUUCUUCUUCUUCUUCUUCUUCUUCUUCUUCCCGUCACCCUGGAAGCCACCGUCACCCUCCUGUCUCCUUCCCAUCCUUCACCUGUCCUCUUACCUGUCUUAUUUUCCCUUCCACUAAUUAUUUUCCCUUAAAUUUUCCCUUUUCCUCUCGUUUUUUUUUCAUUUUUUAUUUCUUAUUUCUUUUUCAUCGGGUGUUUUCAUAUUCCUUUUCUGUUCUAGUAUUUUUUUUUUUUUGUACAAAUUCUUGUUUAUUUUUUUAUUUUUUUCCUUUCUUGGUCUUUACUCUCUUCCUUUCUCUGUUAUAUUUUUACACCAUCCUGUCCAUUUAUAUCCUCCUGUUCAUUCUUUUUUUUCCCUAUUCCUUCCCCCCUCAUUGCCCUCCUCCUACUCCUCCUCUUUCUAAUUCUUCUUACUUUUUUACAAUAUUUUUAUCUUUUUCCCAUCAUUUUUUGGGGGGGCGUUUUCUUCCUUUUCAUAGUUACAAUUUUUAACACCAUCAUGUCCUCGCUAUUCUUGCUAUAUUUAUCUUUUUUUUUUCCUCAUUUUUCCUGCUGUUAAUCCCUUUUCUUCCCAGUCCCUCCACCUCCUGCUUCCUCCUGCUCCCUGCUCCUGGCUCCGUCGCGUGUAGCUAUUCGUUGUAACAUGUUUCCUUCGCUGUAGUGUUGAUCCUCACACAGCCACAGCCGCCGCCGCCCUCGCCCCACUCUCCCUCUGUCAGCCUCUCCCUCUCACUGCCGCUCUCUCCUCUCACUGUCUCCUGCACCGCACCGCCCAAUGCCUGUCUAUGUUGUUGAUCACUCACUCGCUCACUCACUCACUCGCGCCGUGUACUUUACUUUUAAGCGCUUUCUCUCUCUCUCUCUCUCUCUCUCUCUCUCUCUCUCUCUCUCUCUCUCUCUCUCUCUCUCUCUCUCUGACACUGUGCUGCACCAUUAUCGAUUUUUGUUUGUAUUUUCAUGUUUCUGUCUUUUGUCUCUCUUUUGUUAUUUUUUUCUUCCUCUUUCUUUCUUUGUCCCUUACUUUAUUCGUCUUUGCCUCUUUUUUUCUCUCUCUUCCUUCGAUUCUUUCUCUCCUUUUUCCUUUUCAUCUCUCUCUCUCUCUCUCUCUCUCUCUCUCUCUCUCUCUCUCUCUCUCUCUCUCUCUCUCUCUCUCUCUCUCUCUCUCUCUCUCUCUCUCUCUCUCUCUCUCUCUCUCUCUCUCUCUCUCUCUCUCUCUCUCUCUCGCCUCUGCUACCUGACAGCCGGUGUUGUGGUCUUUGUUAGCCUUGAGUGUUCAACCCGCGCCCUCAGCCCAGCACCGUCUGUCGUGAGGGCUUCAGCCACCUCAACAAACCAGAAAUUCCCUAGAAGCAUCCACAAAAUUCCCUAGACUCAUCUCCAAACUUCUCUAAACACAUCCCCAAAAAAAUUACCUAGACACUUCCCCAGAAAAUCCCUAGAUAUAUCCUCAGAAAUUCCCUAGAAAUUUCCCCCAAAAAUACCUAGACAAAUCCAAAAAAAAAUUCUCUAUAACAUCUAAAAAAAAAAAAAACUACAGAUAUCUAAAAAUUCUCUAAAGGAUCCCCAAAACUUCCGUAGACGCUUCCCCAAAUAUUCUCUAAAACAAAGACAAAAAAAAAAUCCCCAGAAAUUCUCCCUAGAAACUUCCCACAAAAAAUCCACAGAAACACGUACAAAAAUCCCUAGAAACUCACAGACUGACAGGGGAUAGGGGAUUAUCCUGUCCCCUUCCCCUGUCAGUCCCCACACGACAACACACCCCAACAACCUUCACCCCAUCAAUCCCCUACCAUCACCCUAUCCUCCCCCAAGCCCCUCCCUUACACCCUCACACCCUAACCCAACUAGUCCUUAUUCCUCAGACCAACACACCCCUAUCCUCCCUUCCUCCCCAUCCCUCCCCAUCCCUCCCCCUCCCCGCCAUCGUGCCAGCCCUGUCUUGCCGUGGCGCUGCAUGACGCGAGGCCGCAUGACAGUCGGUGUUGGAUCAGUAGGACGCUGUAAAAUGAACGUCAUGUUAAAUUUAAGUCACCCCAAAGAUGCCUUCCCACUGUUCACCCCCUGCCCCCCCAAAGCCCGGUCAGCCUGAUUGACCUCAGAUAUCAAGGAAACAACGCUUAUUCGUUCGUAGGAGGUUGGUUCCCCCCCCCCACUCCCCAAUCUGUCGUCCCUUACGCUGCCCCCCCAACCUUCCCGCCCUCCCCCCUCCCCUACACCACGCUAGUAAAUGCCUUUAUGUCCCUUAUCUUUUUUUUUUUCUUUUUUUUCUCAUUGUUAAUGGCUGGGGCGCCCUCCCUCCCCCUCCCCUCCCUUAAUGCAGGUCUUACUGAUACUACUUGUGAUAAACGUGUUUGGACGAGUCGUGGUUAGCUGUUUAUUAUUCAUAUUAUUAUUACUAUCAUCAUUAUUAUUAUUAUUAUUAUUAUUAUUAAUUAAUAUUAUCAGUAAUAUUAUUAUUAUAAUUAUUAUUACUAUUAUUAUUAUUAUUAUUAUUAUUAUUAUUACUAUUAUUAUUAUCAUUAUUAUCACUAUUAUUAUUAUUAUUAUUAUUAUUAUUAUUAUUAUUAUUAUUAUUAUUAUUAUUAUCAUUAUUAUUAUUAUCAUUGCCCCUGUCGCUGUUGUUUAAUUAUUGACAGCUGUCGAAUGGAUCUUGUUUUCAUUUUUCUUGUUAAUGUUAAUAUUUUGUGUGCCCCCAUUACUGCCCCCACUCGCUGGGAAUAUUUUUGGAAGGGUCUCUGAAGGAACCCUCGCUCCCCCACCCCAGACUGAGCAGCAAGAGCAUCAAAUGUUACUCAGCCGUUGCAGAAGGAGUCCAGUUUUGCUGAUAGGGAUUACUGCCCCCCGCAACUUUUUGUGUGUCACCAUUAGCCUUUCAGAACAGUACCUAACUUGAGUCUGUCCCAAGUGGCGCCGAGUUGUCGUAGUAAGGUCUAAGCGUUACCUCGUCACACGUCACGUCACGUCACGGAUCCCCACGGGCCGUCUGAUCUCUCACCCCGCCUGGUCACUCAGCUAACAGUCCAGUCCAGUCAGUCCGCCACCACUCACAGCCCACACCACCACUUAGUUGACUGUCACGUGCUCCGCCUCACUCCCACGUAACACACAGAGACUCUCCACCAAUCACCUCUCCCGCCUCCCAUGACGUGAGUGGCUCCGGCCAAUCACACAUCCUCCUUCCCAUGACGUCACUCAGACUGUGGUGCAGCUCUGGCCCGCCCCCCUGAGGAGUCCCUCCCCCCAGACCCUCCAGGGGCUGCAAACGGCUCUCCUCUGAACAGCCCCCAGAAGGGCUCACGAAGUAGUCCUUUACUCAUCACUCACCGCCUCUGAUUUCGCUCAUGAGUGACGGGCAAAGGACUCGACGUGUGGCUGAGGUGGUUACCUUUCACUGUUCACUCGUCGUCCACGCACAAGAGGACAGCAUUUGCAGCGGCUUCGGCACCGUUAAGCUGGUGUGGGUGCGGGGGCCGCUGCUCGCCCGGGGCGCCCCAUCUCACCCCGGACGGGCAGCGGGUGCGGGUGUUCCCUUCCAAACUGCCAAAACAAGUCACCCAAAAGACUGCUCACCACCUGUCGCCUGCAGCCGCCCACCACCAGGAGGCCAGGCAGUGGUGCAGGGGGCGCGUGGCUGUGGGGCGCCGCUCCCUGCCCUUAAAAAACACCAGUCUCGUCCAGCCCCGCCCCCAGGGACCCCGCACCAUCGCAGCGCCGUCACACUUGUCACACUGGAGCCACACUGACGAUGCCCGCCGGCGCCGCCACCCCGGAAGCCUCGUCGCCACCAGGAGGACGCGGGAUGUGAGGGCACCGCAGAGUGUAGGACCAGAUGCCGCCCCCCACCCCCAUGCCUCCCCCCGGCCCCCGCUCUGCAGGAGGCUGAGGGCCCGCCUGUCACACCCCGCCGCCCCGUGACCAAGUGUUGAGUCGCAGGGUGGGUCUUCAUCUCAGACUUCUUGGCCAGUCUUCUUAGGGUCUGUCUCCCAACAAAGCUAAGCCACUUCAGUCAUACGCUUUGAAAAGUUGAUACACGGCCAGCCCAACCCUCUCCUCACCCUUCAUUAUAUUUUUGCAGUCUUUUUUUAAUGAAUAUUUAUGCACUUGGUGUUACUUUUUUGUAUGUAGCUGUAGUUUGAUUCCUCCUUUUAUCACCUGUCCUCUUCCACCUUCCUUGAUCUUUUACGUGUGUAUUUUUUCAAGCCCAUUGCCCUUAUCAUUCUUUGCGCAGCUGUCAUGUUCCUUCACUGAGCCUUCUUCCAUGUCCUGUAAGACUUUCCUCACACAUCUUGACGUACUGGUGUGAUGCCAACUAAAGAUCCUACUCACUGAAAACUCCUCCUUUAACGGGUUUUGACUCUACUGAUCUAACUUGCGAAAUGCUGUUUUUUUUUUAUUUUUUUCCUUCGCCUUUUUUUGGAGGAAUUUUUGCAAGCCUGCCAACGCUGUGCCAGGUAGGAGACAGUAGUGGUCUGCUGUGACAUAUGGGAAGGGAGCUUUUUUCCCCUUUUCCUGUGUUGUUGGGCAGCCACGUGAUGCUUCUGUCCCUGACAUAUAAUUCUAAUGCCUGACCUCUCCACAGGCUGCUGGGGGAAGCUGGUAGGGCCUGGCGAUCAUGAAGAAAUCAGGCGGUGGUGCUUGAGUAAGGCACCGGAGGCUCUGAGGACCUUUUAGUCUUGGGGCUGAGGCUUCCUGGUCCAUACAUGUCUGAGGCAAGGACAGGAUCAAACUGGACUGGGGACAUCUGUGACAUGAGUGAGUGGAAUGGAGCACUGGACGCUGCAGGUUGGACCAGGAGGAGGAUUACACAGAGGCAGCUGACUAGAGGCUGCGGGAGGAAGUGAAGAAAGUCCUGGCUGUCUGUCCCAUCACAGCAAUGAGUGGAGGCAGUGAAUGCUGUUUGGCUGAGUGCAGGACAGCAGGCACACCAGCAGGAACACACUGGCUUUCACAGCACUGACCUCCACAGACUGACUGGAGGCUGUGGAAGGUGAAGGACUGGCCGGGAUACAUCAUGACAGCAGGGCCAUUAGAACACAACACAAGGGCAGUUGCAAGAAACCAGUAGGCCUACACGUGGCAGAGACAUGAAGCGGGCCUAUUAUCAACCACUACAGUCAUCACCACCACCACUGGGACACAUUUCUUUUGACUUAUAUGCAAAGGAAUCAAAUAAAUGCCUUGCUAUUUUUUAUUUAUUUUUUUUUUAAGAGGACAUGAGAUAAAAAAAGGGGUGCUUCUGAGGGAGGAACUGAAGGUACUCUGAAAAUAUUAGAUCAGUGUGGAGUUAUUGUAUUGUGUUUAUACAUCUCAGUUAUCUGUGAGUGCAUUCAUGAGGCGCAGGAGGAGGCGGCUGUGAGGAGGUUGUUUUGCCUGGUGGCCUGCAGUGAGUGGCAGAGGUGCCACUCAGCCACGGUCACUGUUACAAACUGACUAUACGGUUGGUCUCUUUCUGCAGGUUUGCUUUGAUGCAUAAUUUCCCUCUGGGUUUAUUUCCCUGCAUACAUUUUGUUGUUGGUUGUAGCUGUAAGGAUCAUGGACAGCAGACAAUUCCCAUGCACUGAGUGGAUGCAUUGCUCUGUUAGUUGUUCAAUAUUUAGUAUGUAGGGAUUUUUAUUGUAGGUUAUAGAAGAACUAUAUAUUGCCUGACAUAAUGGUUGAACAAAUAUUGGAGUUUUAACAUUGUGUAUAUAUAUUUAGCAGUUGAGUUUACUUGCUAGAAUUAUAUUUUCUCAGUUAAAAUUUUAAGUACCUACUGUAGCAAAUUUUAUUCAUAUAUAAGUGCUAUUAAAAUAUUAGAAUAAGUGAUAAAGAAAGGUUUGAAACCACUAUUAUAUAAUAGAAUAUAUAUUCCAAUCAUCCUCGUAAACAAAUAUUACUGAAUUGAAAAGGUAUAACUUCUUCAGUGCAUCAUAAUAUUAGUCUGUAUGAUCAUACUGACAAAUUGAAUUUUUUCCAGAUGAUAUUAUUCCCUAGCAUGUAGGAAGCACAGGCAGCACUGAGAGGUGGUGCUGUGGUGCUGCGGUGGCACAGCUGUGGGCCAGGGUGCUGAGUGACACAUAGACAGAAAGAUAACAAAAAAAAAAGACAUGACAAGCUGCACUUUGUCCUGUGAAGAUAUAGAUAAAUAGAUACAAGUACAGGACAGGCAGACAAACACAAGAAUAAAAAACAAAACUUUACAUGCUUCACUUUAUCCUGUGAAGCUGCAGAUAAAUAAAUACAAGUACAGAAGGACAGGCAGACAUGUAAGAACAGAAAUAAGACUGGAUACAUACUUCAACUGAAGGAGGAAGACUGGAUGAAUGCUUACACUAAGACAAAACAUCAUUAGAAUAACUCAGGCCCUGCAAACUACAAGAUAAACACAUACGUACAUACACACAGUCCCUUCAUCACCUGACCCACAGCUGUGCCCAAGCAGAGUUAAUAGUUUGUUUCCACAUUAAAAAAAAAGUUGCAUUAGUGGAAGUCUCCUCUUAACCGACCAUAGCGUUUAUGAAGCAAGUCUUUUCUUGGCAUAACUUUGCAUUGAGGCUUAUGUGCCGGGAGUGACAAAUGCUGAUGACAUAACCAUAUAUUCCAAUUUUUCCCUCCAUUUCAUAAUAUAGUAAGUGGAAGAAGGUUAAAAAAUAUACCAUGUCUUGGUGUGUGUCCCUGAGGUUUGUCUUUGUUGCCAUUUGGUCUCACUUUGGUCUCAUUUGGCCUUUGACUUAUACUUAACUUUGGAAGAUGGGCUUGCAUCUUCUCAGACUUCAGAUUGGUGAAAUAUUGCUUGCUGGAAAUUAUGUAUAGAUAGAUAGUGCUAGAGAAGUGUAUAGGCAAUUUCUCAAUCAAAUUGACAAUGUACACCCCUAUUAGUGACAUAGGUGAUAGAUGAUGUAAAUGAGGCAGGUACACAUUUCAGACAUCAAAUUGAGAAUGUACACUCUUCCAGUAAUGAUUUAUUAAUGGACAGUGUGAAUGAGGCAAAAAAUCUAUCUUGUGAUCAUCAAGUUGAUUCAAUGCAUCCCUUCAUUCGCUGCAAAAUCCCCCAACAUCAACACCGGCAUGACAACAACUCACAAGCCUCAGGGAACACACACUGGGGCGCCUCAAGUCUUUAAUCGCGUGUGAUAUCACUCUUCCACUAGAUGUGUGUGUGCGUGUGCGUGACUGUAGCUGUCAUAGAGAGGCUCUGUACACUGGUUAGUCCAGAGGUGCGACCCACAGGCAAGGGUUUCUCGCUGCCGGUGCACAUCUGAGUUGUGUGCGUCGCAGCUCAGCCUGUGAGGUCGAAAGAAACCCCCAGAAUCAGUGGUGUGACCCUGUUUACACACAAUAGCAUUUUUUGAUGUAGCCCACCCAGUUUUUUGAUGGUAGGGGCGCAGCAUAGCAGAGUUUUUAUCAACGACUAGUGUUGUAAAUAAUAUACAUUAGCUCCAGCAGCAGCAGUGAGUUGCAUCGCCUCUAGAGCAAAGGAAGCGCCUCACUCCCCGUGUGGCAGAACCGUAAUAACCUCUCCAACAUUUAGCUUCAACACAACACCACCACUUCUGUUUGGACCAUCCUUCCUCCAUCCCAUUUCUUGCUCACCAACAAAGGAUCUGUUUUCUUUGCUGCCGAGACCUGCCAGUGAGUCCCUGUCUUGACACACACCUGGCUGUCUUGGCUUCCCCAUGAUGUAGCUCUGUGUAGGAGUGUUGGUUGUGUUUACCCUUCAUGCCAGUGGUGGACUGGUCAGCUGACACUCACUGACCCUCACAAGCCCAGUGCAGCACCCUAAGAGGCACAUCAGUAUAUGACAUUCUAAUGGGACCUGAUGAUGUGACCCUGAAUUUUCCAUCCUAAUCCAAAGAGGCAAAAUGAGAAUAGGGUACAGAAAGCAGUGAGUUACAUCCUCACAAGCUCAGAAAAUUACUGUAAGAGGCACAUCAGAAUAUAACCUUAUAAUGGGACCUAAUGAUGUGUCCCUGAAUUCUUUAUCCUAACCCAAAAAAAGCAAAGUGAGAAUAGGGUACAGAAAGCAGUGAGUUACAUCCACACAAGCUGAGAACAUUACCUUAAGAGGCACAUCAGAAGGCCCCAUCAUGUGACUUAAAUUCUUUGAAAAAAUUCCCUAAAUUCAGAUUCUGAGUUCAGGUCGGAGAGCAGGGUGCUGAAACAAUUAGUCAGUUAUGAGAUGUUGACAAAUGUAAUCAAAAUCUAUAUGAAGCAAACAUGUUCACAAUAACUACUGUAGAGUGAAGAAGAAAUGGGCAACAGGAAGUGAAAUAAUUGGCUGGGUGAUAUUACAAAAAAGCAAACAAGACCUUAUGAUGCUUCCUGUUACCCAUUUUUCCUCUGUUCUGUUUUAUUUCAUAGUUCUGAAUCGGCCUCAAACUGAACUAAAGACCUUGAGGAAAUACAGCCGACAGUGUGACCUUCUCGCCCUCGCCCGCACCAUUAGUGAGUGAUCCCUCGUCCUUUAGUGAGCAUUGUCUCAUGUCAUAGGUUGUUCAAUUGGCUGUAAUGCAGGAAAUGUAACCAGUGAAAUUGUUUACAGUAAUUGUUAAAGGUUAUAACAAUCUGUCAAUAUAUUAUGUAGCUUAAAAUGAUUCUGUAUCGGCAUGUAAUCGUGUGUGUGUGUGUGUGUGAACUAACUGAAGAUUAUACAUGAUACUAGUGUGUGUGUGUGUGUGUGUGUUCGUGCGCAGGGUGAGGGUGGGGGGGUGACAGAACACAACUGGGCGGGUUUCACAACAGUCCACAUGGCGUGCUUAUCAAAUAAGCAGCAAACACCCUCAUCAUGAUAAUUGUCUUUGUUGGUCAUUCUGCUUUGUAAUUUUAAUAAAUUUUUAUAUG